Phytophthora infestans T30-4 is the source of this 540-nucleotide messenger RNA. RefSeq lists its product as uncharacterized. Lineage: Eukaryota; Oomycota; Peronosporomycetes; Peronosporales; Peronosporaceae. The transcript is spliced from 5 exons. The coding region runs from base 1 to 540 and encodes 179 amino acids. The record is from RefSeq and is a predicted model, not a curated record. Gene Ontology annotation, molecular function: protein binding.
AUGAUCGACGUCCAGGAUUUUUUGUUGCGUGACUGUAAGGCAUCAUCUAAAAAAUUGGUGGAGCAAGCCAAAAUGCGUGCGGCAGAGCUCCGGCAAGAAAUGGAGGAAGGAAAGAAAGCGCUAUUGGAUGCACUCGAGGCAGAGAAAGAAAACCUUGACGAAGAUGGAAAUGCCAUUCCGCGUGCUUUUACGAUAUCUGUGCGUAGCAUCACUGGUCCGUACAAAGGACGAAAGUUCUCUAUGGAAGUCGACGUGAAACGACAUUCAUCCUGUUUUGUUGGUCGUUCUACUGGUCGGAAAUACCGCUCUCCUAGAGGCCUGAGCAUGCCCAAGGACUCAGAGCUUUCGACGACACAUGCAGAGAUCAAAAUGGAGACUUCAGGUAAAGUUUUCUUUAUCGAUUCGGAGAGUACCAACGGCAGCCGUAUCGACGAUGUGGGAUUGGAGCCGAAGGUGCCGUACGAGCUCACGACUAGCAAACCCAUCAAAGUGGAGGUCGGCGCAGGCGAAUACGAAUUCACUUUCGAGCAGAUUGCGUAG